UAUCAAUGGAGGAGAUAACGUCCCCAUCUUCUUCUUCCUCCUUGAUGUCGUUUUGUCAAGAUUCUUCUCCCACAAUCCAGCAACGCCUCCAGUUCAUCCUCCAAAGCCGGCCUGAAUGGUGGGUCUACGCCAUCUUCUGGCAGGCGUCCAAUGAUCCCACUGGACGCCUUGUUUUAUCGUGGGGUGAUGGCCAUUUCCGUGGCGCCGAAGAAUUUGCUGCAAAAGCUUGCAGCAAGCAGAACCAACCCAAAUUCAGGUUCAAUCUUGGAAGAAAGAUGACUAACAAAGAGUCCCAAACUCUUUUCAGUGAUAAUAUGGAGAUGGACAGAUUGGCAGACGUGGAUGUUAUUGACUUUGAAUGGUUUUACACAGUAUCAGUGACACGAUCAUUCGCUGUUGAGGAUGGAAUUCUCGGCAGGACAUUUGGCUCCGGGGCUUUUAUUUGGUUGACUGGUAACCAUGAGUUACAGAUGUACGAGUGUGAGAGAAUUAAAGAGGCUCGUAUGCUUGGUAUACAGACUUUGGUGUGUAUUUCAACCACUUAUGGAGUUGUUGAAUUGGGAUCCUCCAAUGUCAUCUAUAAAGAUUGGAGCCUAGUGCAACUCUGCAAAUCACUCUUCGGGGGAGAUACCACCUGCUUGUUAUCAAAGGACCCAAGCCACGGGUCUCAGCUUCAGAUUCCUAAUACUUGUUUCCCUGAUAUUCCCAUGUUUUCACCUUAUCAAAAGGAGACCUCUAUUGAAAAGCAAAAUGAACACGACAGAAAGAAAGACGUUACUGCUCAAGGCGCAUCAUCUGACUCGGCACAUUCUGAUUCUGAUGGCAAUUUUGUAGCUGGAAACACUGAUCGCUUCAGGAAACGAGGAAGAAAACAGCUAAACGGCAAAGAAAUGCCUAUGAACCAUGUUGAAGCAGAGAGGCAGCGUAGAGAGAGGCUGAAUCAUCGAUUCUACGCACUCCGAUCUGUAGUUCCUAAUGUGUCAAAGAUGGACAAAGCAUCACUACUAGCAGAUGCAGUAACUUACAUCAAGGAACUGAAAGCCAAAGUUGAUGAAUCAGAGUCCAAACUAAGAGCAGUAUCGAAGAAAUAUAAGAGUGCAAACGUGACAGACGAUCAAAACCCAGAUUCCAUGGCUGAUAACAUGAGAUACCCUUCAAGUUACAAAGGCAAGACAAUGGAGUUGGAUGUGAAAAUUGUAGGAACAGAAGCUAUGAUAAGAUUCCUCUCACCAGAUGUUAAUCACCCAGCUGUAAGAUUAAUGGAUGUACUAAGAGAAGCAGAAUUCAAAGUUCAUCACGCAAGCAUGUCAAGCAUUAGAGAGCUUGUGCUUCUAGAUGUUGUUGCUAGAGUUCCAGAAGGACUCACAGAUGAAGAAGUUGUGAGAAGUGCAAUUCUCCAAAGAAUGCUGAACUAGGUAGCUAAUUAAGCUACCAGCUCUGAUCACUUACUAAGUAACUUAAAAUGUGGUCAACGUGUGUUUAGUUUUCAUUUUCCUCGAAUAAUUUGUGUCUUUUAUGCCUCCCUAUGUUUGUGUGUUUCCUUGUAAAAGAACAACAAUGUUGUUAAAAUUGUUGUUCGAGUGCUCUUCGUUUUUGUAAUUUCUUUCAGUACUGCUCUUCGUUUUUUGUAAUUUCUUUCAGUGUUCUUGUAAUCAUUCUUGUUGUUUGAAUGUUCUUCAUUUUUCUAGUGUUAUUCCCUCCUAGAUUCCCAUGUUAAAUAUAUAUUUU
This is a messenger RNA of Manihot esculenta (cassava), 1728 nucleotides long. RefSeq names its product transcription factor MYC2. The transcript has a single exon. Gene Ontology annotation, molecular function: protein dimerization activity; DNA-binding transcription factor activity; transcription cis-regulatory region binding. The coding region runs from base 6 to 1415 and encodes 469 amino acids. Lineage: Eukaryota; Viridiplantae; Streptophyta; Magnoliopsida; Malpighiales; Euphorbiaceae. Gene Ontology annotation, biological process: regulation of DNA-templated transcription. Gene Ontology annotation, cellular component: nucleus. The record is from RefSeq and is a predicted model, not a curated record.